Molecule: messenger RNA, 1579 nt
Organism: Fusarium vanettenii 77-13-4
Lineage: Eukaryota; Fungi; Ascomycota; Sordariomycetes; Hypocreales; Nectriaceae
Exons: 3
Coding region: 129-938 (269 amino acids)
Source: RefSeq, a predicted model, not a curated record
AAACAAACACAUUCAUUCAGGCACCGCGAGGAUGCGGUUGGUCGUCGUCACUCAUUGUCUUGGUUUUUAAGUCGCCUUUUUUCACGUCUGAGCUUGAAUCAGGCGUCGUCAUUCUCUCUCUAUUAGUCAUGCUGCAGCCAAGUCUUUUGUCGCUGCUCAUCCACUCUCUGCUCAUCUCGCUCGUCUCCACUGCUUCGCCUGUCGGGCGCAAUCGCCAGCGGCGCGACAGCGGAACCGUCUGGGCCACGCCCCACGAUGCCUUUUCUUCUUCGAUAGGCGUCUUGGGAUGCAAGGUCAACACUAAUCGCGUCGCCUACUGGCCCCAGUCGGUCGACUGCACAAACAUCUGCAUCGCCCUCACUUAUCAAGACCGCACCGUCCACCUCCUCCGAAUCGAUCAAUCCGAAGGCGCGUACGACGUCAGUUACGAUGCCUGGAACUACCUCUACACUGGCUACUCUGCCACCGACAAACCCGCCGCCGGCGGUCCCAUCGAGAUGACCUACAAGGACGUAGACGCUUCCAACUGCAAAGACCUCAUCGACACGAAACACGGUCACCUCCCGCUCAGCGCUGCGAACAGCAUGAACUUUCUCACCAGCUGUCUCGAGCAGAACAAUACAUGGGUCGGCGAGAACUAUGUCCUGUACAACAUCCUCGAUUCUCUGUGUACUCUCGGUCGCGACGAAACAUGCGACCUCGACUACCCCAACGCGAAUCAAGCUGCUUGCCCACACCAGCUCGGACUCCCAGACAAGCUCGAAAACCUACCCGUAUACAACAUCAGAUAUCCGAGCGGUGAAAAAGUGAGCGCAUCGGAUGGGCAAUCAGCACCAACAGACGACGAAGAGGAUGUCGGAACAAGCCUCUCCCAACCGAGCGGGAAGACGUUGGCGUUGGUCAUUGUGCUUACAACCUGCCUUGCCUUUGGAGUCUAGCCCGGUUGAUAGACCUUGGCUCUCUACUAGGGAGCUACAGCACGUUGGCAUUGGUGUCUUGAUGACGGUGGUGAUAUCCGGAGUUCUAUGGUUGCUUGUGUAGACGCUUGAUGACUUGGGAGGCGGGAAUUGCUGUUCUUGAUGAUACCCUACUAUCCUUCACUGCUACAUAUUUUAACGACAUAAACUACAAACCGAGAUGUUUGGCUGAGACAUUGUCUGAGUCACGUAUCUUGGUCAAGUAAUUAUUAUUGAACCAGUUCAUUCAUUUUACAAUUUGGUUGCCGAUUAUCCUAACAAAGAAACCACGGGCAGCUACGUUGUCAUUUAUUUUUCCAUGUGCAAUGCCUUCUUGACCUUAUCCAUUGUUGAAUGGCUGUGCUGGCCGGCGGUCUUGCCCUCGCUAGGUCCAGAGUCGGGCUGCGUCAGAGCAUGAGAGCCAUGCAUCUUCUGCUCCUCCUCCUCGGCUCUGUGGAUGAGGUCGUGAGUCUCGACGGCCGUCUCAUCGUCGAGCCCGGUGGGCGCCUUGGGCUGAGAGCCACGUCUCGGCUGCACGUUGGGGUCUUCCUUCUUGCCCUUCAUGGUUGCUAAUGGAUGGUCUUGUGAAUUGAUUCUUGUCUGGUGUAUGCUGUUUGUCUUGG